UAAUCCAUUUCUUCUCUGUUCUGUUAAUUUUCACCCUUCUAUUUGGUGCUCUCAUUGACUAUGGCGGUGGCGGAUAACACUCGCUUGAAGAGUAUGGAGACAUACAUCAAGUGCUUGUUUCAAAUGCUUGAGUUGGUGAUGGAAGAGUCCCGAGUGGAACGCACACGAGUGAUGGAAGCUACUGAUCGGAAGGGCGAGUUACAGAUUCUCCCUGACCCUUGUCGCAGUCAUUCUGUGAAUUACACUCACCCCAUGGUUUGCACUCAGGGGCUGACCAUCCACAGUGCAGUCUAGCGCAGUCUACCCCCAUACUGAGGGGUGAGCUUUGAUCUUCCCAAAUUCGACGGCAUAGAUGAACUAGGUUGGAUUUUUGCCGUGGAUCAAUAUUUUGAUUUCUUCCGCAUUCCGGAGGAGGAGCAAAUCAGGUUGCUUCAAUCCACAUGUCCGGUAUGAUCGUUCUGUGGUUUCAAAUGUCAAAACGCACAAGCCAAUUUCGUUCGUGGAAUCAUCAGUUGAAGCGUGCGAUCGAAUUGGAGUUUGGACCGUUACUCUUAAAUUUUCUCGUGAAUUACUCUUUAAAUUCUAGCAAAACGGGUCAAUAACUGAUUACUAUUCGAAAUUUGUGACUCUUGCUAAUAGAACUAGCAUAGACCCUCUAGAUGCUUUGGGUGAUUACUUCAUUAGUGUGCUUCGAGCCGAUAUUAAAUGGAAGCUUAAGGCACAAUGUCCCCCAUCCCUGAUGUGUGCUGUGAGUCUCGCCCGGUUAUAUGAAGAUAAAUUCUCCACAGUUUCGCGAAACACCCAGGGUCCUAGCUCUUAUCGUGCUCAGCCAACGGCACCCAAUUCAGGUACCACAACGUAACUCCUUACUCCCUUCAUUGCCCUCGCCAAACCCUCGACCCCCUACUAGUACCAAUCGGGCUCCAGUCAAGAAGCUCUCCCCUACUGAACUUUAGGCCAAAAGGGAGAAGGAUUUGUGUUUUUGGUAUGAUGAAAAGUUCACAACCUUUUACAAAUGUCCUAUCAAACAUUCGUUGUUAUAUCAACUUUACGAGGAUGAAGAGCAAAGUGUUGCCGAGCCUAGUACUGAUGAUGUGGGUAUGAAAAAUUCCUUACUGCGGUUAGAGCUGUAGGUCAUGGCUCACCACUUGUCUUACUAUGCCAUGCAUGGGACCUCAGGCACAACCACUAUCCGCGUCAAUGCUCUCAUUCAAGGCUUGGAAGUUAAAGCCUUCAUUGAUGGAGGUAGUUUUGACAAUUUUAUACAACCACGAAUUGUCAAAUUCUUAAAUCUGUCUAUUCAACCUGCACCAGGGCUGAAGGUAAUGGUUGGUAAUUUUGUUGUUAUGAUUGUGGAGGGAUAUAUCCCUACUGUUGAAAUUUCAAUGGAUGGUUGCAAGGUUCAAAUUCAUGAUGUAUUUGUGCUGCAUGUAGCGGGUGGUGACUUAAUCAUUGGCACACCUUGGCUCAGGCAUUUGCGUGCUCAUAUUGUGGAUUAUGAUGCAUCUUUUAUUCGCUUUCUACAUGAAGGAAAUUUUGUUACGGUGCAUGGUGAAAAACCAGCAUUACCACAGCAGGCCCAAUUUCACAUAAGACGGUUACUACAUAUGAAUGCCAUUGCUAAGGUCUUCACCUUGGAAUUGCAUCAACCACCCGAUGAAUCCCCUCAUACCUUUCAACUGUCAGAGCAAAUGGAGCCUGAACUAAUAACAUUGUUGCAUGCAUAUGCGAAGGUUUUUCAACUCCCUUCAGGUUUACCCCCGAAACGCUUCCAGGAUCAUAGCAUUCCACUGAUUCCAGGGGCUGCCUCUGUGAAAGUUAAACGUUACCGUUAUCUGCAUAGUGAGAAGGCUCAAAUUGAGGCUAUAGUCCAGGAAAUACCUGAGGAAGAUAUUAUUCAACCAAGAAGGAGUCCCUUUUCGUCCCCUAUUUUAUUAAUCAAAAAGAAGGAUAGGUCUUGGAGGUUUUGCACAGGUUAUCGCGCAUUGAACAAUAUUACCGUGAAGGAUUGUUUUCCUAUACCAACAGUUGAUGAGCUUCUUGAUGAGCUGUUUGGUGCGAGGGUGUUCUCAAAGCUGGACCUCAGGUUUGGUUAUCACCAGAUUAUAGUAAAGUCUGAGGAUAGGUUCAAAACGGCAUUCCAGACUCCCCAAGGCCAUUAUGAGUGGCUUAUCACAUUGUUCAGGUUUACAAAUGCCCUGGCUACAUUUCAAAACCUGAUGAAUGACAUAUUCUGCCCUUGCUUGAGGAAAUUUGUGUUGGUCUUCUUUGAUGACAUAUUAAUUUAUAGUCUCUCAUGGCCUCAACACUUACAACACCUUGAAUAAGUGUUGCAGAUCCUCCAACAUGAAGCUUUAUACGCAAAGCUUUCCAAAUGCUCCUUUAGUGUCAAUGAGAUUGACUAUUUAGGACAUACUAUUGAUGAGGUGGGUGUUCACAUGGAUAAGGUGAAAGUUCAAACCAUAAUUGAUUGGCCUGCUCCUCAAAAUUUGAAACAACUUCGAGGUUUUCUGGGUCUCACAAGAUAUUAUAAAUGCUUUAUUAAAAAUUAUGCCUCCAUAGCUGCCCCUCUCACGGACCAUUUGAAGAAAGAUUCAUUCACUUGGAGUGCCAAAGCAGCUUCUGCAUUUACCCUCUUAAAGGCUUCCAUUACGUCUAAACCGGUAUUGGCCCUACUGAAUUUUGACUUACCCUUCAUCAUUGAAAUGGAUGCUUCAGGGUUUGGGAUUGGAGCUAUUUUAAUUCAGUAGAAGCACCAUGUUGCUUAUUUUUCCAAGAAGUUCUCUCCAACCAUGCAACGUCAAUCCACCUACACAAGGGAGUUUUACACCAUCAUUGAGGCAAUUGCCGAAUUUUGCCAUUAUUUGCUUGGAAAGAAAUUUAUUAUUUAAAUGGAUCAACAAAGCUUGAAAUCACUAUUCCAUCAAAAUCUGCAUACUUUGGAGCAACACAAGUGGUUACACAAGUUGCUUGGCUAUGAUUUUGAAAUUCAAUACAAGUUGGGUAUUGAUAAUGUUGCUGCUGACGCCUUAUUUCGGAGCUUCCUUGGGGCGUGGUCUUGUCCCAGAGUAGAUUGGUUAUGUAAUCUAAAGGUAGACGUUGAAGCUUAUUCGAAUCUCAGGUCCAUCGUGCAGUCUUGUUUGGAGGGAAGGCAUGACAUUGGUAAUUAUUCUAUAAGAAAUGGAAUUCCCUUAUGGAGUGACAGGGUGGUGAUACGUUUGGCAAGCCCCUUGAUCAAGCUACUUCUACAUGAGUUCCAUGAUAGUGUGAUUGGUGGGCACUCCGGGGUUGCUAAGAUAGUUGAACGAAUUGCCUCAAAUUCAUAGUAGCCGAAUAUGCAACACGAUAUCUGUGACUGUUCUUUCUUGCACCAUAUGUCAGCAGGCCAAGGUAGAUACUAAGUUGCCAGCUGGGUUAAUACACCCUUUGCUAGUACCGUUGCAAGUGUGGGAAGCAAUUUGCAUGGAUUUCAUCACCGCGCUUUCCCCCUCCCAUGGAUAUUUUGUGGUCAUGGUAAUCAUUGAUAGGCUUACUAAGUUUACACACUUUGUUCCCUUAAAGCGGGAUUUUGCCGUAGAACAGUGGCGGAAGCAUUUAUCAGAAACAUUGUGAAGUUACAUGGUUUUCCUAACACCAUAAUUUCUGAUCGGGAUCGAGUCUUCAUUAGUAGAUUUCGGCAACAAUUAUUUAAAAUGCAGGGCACAGCCUUGGCAAUAAGCUCUGCGUAUCAUCCUCAAACCCAUGGACAAAGUGAGGUGUUGAAUAAAAACCUCAAAAUGUUGCGAUGCUUUUGCUUUGAGAAUCCAAAGAAAUGGGGUAACAUGCUUCUGUGGGCGCAAUAUUGGUACAACACCUCUUAUCAUAGCGGUAUUAAGAUGUCUCCUUACAAAGCAUUAUAUGGCCACGACCCUGCCAGCCUCAUUUGUUAUGAAUUUUCUUCCCAUGAUGAGCCAUCCAUUCAAGAGUUGUUGCUAACUCGAGACAAACUGUUGGAAUAGCUUAAGGCUAAUCUCGCAAGGACCCAACAAUUCAUGAAGACUUAUGCUGAUAAGAUUCACCGAGAUGCUGAAUUUGAGAAAGGCGAUCUCAUUCUAGUCAAACUCCAACCCCAUUGGCGGCAUUUAGUGGCUUUAUGCAAGAGUCAAAAGUUGGAAAUGAGAUUUUUUAACCCUUUCUGAAUCAUUAAGAAGUUAAGUGUUGUUUCUCACAAACUAGCAUUGACCUCUGAGGCUAGGAUUCAUGAUGUUUUUCAUAUAGCACUUUUAAAAAAGUUCAAUAGUGACUCGCAGGCAUAUUACUUACCCUUACCGUUGCAAUCAAGUGACUUUGGACCCAUCUUGGAGCUGGCAGCAGUUUUGGAUUCUCAGACAAUUCUUAAGCAUGGAAAGGAGGAAAGACAACUCAAAGUAAAGCGGGGCAUUGGUGAAGCAGCUGAGGUCACUUGGGAAAGUGCAGCAAAAUUCACCAAGAAUUUUCCCCGGUUCAACCUUAAAGGCAAGGUCGAAGUGAAAGAGGGGAGUAAUGUAAGGAAGAAAAUUGUUGCCCAUGAGAUUGUUGAGGGCAAGGAUGAAAAUAGUGAGAAAUUAACUAAUGAGGAAAGAUCAGUUGAAGGCAAGAGACACGUGGCAGCCGAUCCAAACAAUUCAGGUGCUACAAAAAGCAACAAAGAGAGAAUAUUAAAUAAGAGGCUACAAGACUAUGCUUGGCAACAAAUUACUGGUUCUCAUGCCCGAUGAUGGGUCCCUGAAUUCUUUCUAUUCCUCACAUAACCUUCAUACUUUACUGUUACAUUGCUUUCUUUUCCUGCAAGUUAUAGUUUACGACACUCAUUUUUCCAUUUCUUAUUCUCUGUAAUUCAUAGACUUCUCUUGUGGCAAUAAUAAUCAAUUUCUUCUCUUUUCUGUUAA
Arachis ipaensis is the source of this 4907-nucleotide messenger RNA. RefSeq lists its product as uncharacterized. Lineage: Eukaryota; Viridiplantae; Streptophyta; Magnoliopsida; Fabales; Fabaceae. The record is from RefSeq and is a predicted model, not a curated record.